CCCUAAGCGGAUAAUAAAACAGCAGCAGCACCGCGGCAGGCUCCUCCGAAAAAAAAAACCCAAAGUCCCCCGACUGGGUGAAAACGAUUUGGCGCCAACAUGAAGUGACGGAAGCAGAGCUACGGCGACGGGGGCUGGGCGCUGUUCAAGACCAACUGCUGCCGGAUUGUUCUCUACCGUUUGUGUCCGGCACAGCAGCCGUGUGCACCCGAGAUAAGUGACUACUAAACCUAAUCGGGUUUACGGGGGCACAGGCGUAUUUUUGUCACAGUUUCAUAGCCUUCGCUGUUGUGGACACCGUUCUGCAGAAACCCGUCGAUCAGUUGAGCAGUCAAUCAACAGAUAUGAGUCGUUAUUUAUUUCUAUAAUCGAGUAAUCGUAUGAGCCACCUUUCAAGAAGAAAUGUCCCAAUGUUUUGGUUCCAGGUUCUCAAUUGUCUCAGAAAACUUGAAUUAGGCUCCUGGGAGUGCCACAGACAACAAGUCACUGCAAUGGAAAAGUUUGUGAGCCGGGGACAGAACAAAAAACGCUCCUGCACCGGUGAUGCCACAAGAAGAAGUCCAAGGAAGAUUAUUAAACUGGAGGACGAUGAGAGGAUGAAGGAAGAGGAGGACGAAGAAGACACAGAUGCAACUAUAGCAGAGUUCUCUCACCCUGUUCCCUGGCAAAAAAUAGAGGCGGAGGGACUAGACUGUGAUUAUGCUUUACUCUUCUCCAAAGAAGAAGCAGACCAACUCUUUAAACAGCUGGAGGAGGAGCUGGUGUACGCAACAGGGGAAGAAGCUAAAGUGCAGGUGUUUGGAAAGGUGUACAAUAUACCAAGAAAGCAGGCAACAUACGGAGACGCAGGUCUAACCUACACUUAUUCUGGGGUGAAACGUUCAGCCUGCCCGUGGACUCCCACCUUGGAAUCCAUUCGGGAUGCUGUCACAAAAACAACAGGACAGACAUUCAACUUUGUCUUGGUCAACAGGUACAAAGACGGGCAGGAUCACAUGGGUGAGCAUCGUGAUGAUGAAAAGGAGCUGGACCCCCUCUGUCCCAUCGCCUCUGUCUCUCUGGGAGCAGCACGAGACUUCAUCUUCAGGCACAGAGACGCUCGGGGAAAACAGGGCUGCCGACAGAUCGAACCUGUGAAGCUGGAGCUCGCUCAUGGAAGCCUGCUCCUCAUGAACCCACCGACCAACACUUUCUGGUACCACAGCCUCCCUGUGCGCAAGAGGGUCCUCCUGCCUCGCAUCAACCUCACCUUCAGACGCAUCGCGCUGGACAGCAAGAAAUGAGAGGUAGCCGUGGCCAAGCGUGGAUUAUCAACAGGAGGAAGGACGACGCCCACACUUGUCAGAAGUCCCUGAGCAAAUGGACAAAUAUCAGAAAACUAAAAUGUGUGUCUUAAGGUAGCAUCUGCAUCAGAGUGACCAAAUGGCAGCACAAGGUGAAAUAAGUGAGGGCCGUCAACUGGGACUCUGGAGAAGGAGCAUUUUCAGUGAAUCAGUGGUUUAAAAUAACAUAGGCCCGAAUUUCUGUAUAACUUUAGCUCAAACUACCACUGUUUCAGUAACCUUCGUCAGCUUACUCUUUGUUCAGCAGUUGGGAAUGUUCCCGAAAGAAUGAACAAUAAAUUCAACAAUUACUAACAAUUCAAUCUUCUUGAAAAGUUACAGGUUUGCAUUGAUUGCAGACUGUAUUGGCUACAUUUAACCAGAAUGCGCUGUUCAAUGUCACUUUUCUUGAAUAGUCAGUGGAUUACGUGACUGGUUGAAAUAUAGAUUGAUAUUGGUCAGACUCAGCUUUGGGUGAGUUUAAUAUGAAGUGGAGGAGACCUACUGUCCUGUUGUCUAUGGCCAGCUAUCUGUAAAUGGUAAAGAUGUUUCCUGAGCAACAAAGUUCAUUCUUGACCAUGGAAAUAGUAGUUUGACAAAAAAAAAAAAAA
Molecule: messenger RNA, 1933 nt
Organism: Xiphias gladius (swordfish)
Lineage: Eukaryota; Metazoa; Chordata; Actinopteri; Istiophoriformes; Xiphiidae
Gene: alkbh2
Product: alkB homolog 2, alpha-ketoglutarate dependent dioxygenase
Exons: 4
Coding region: 381-1283 (300 amino acids)
Biological process (GO): DNA repair
Source: RefSeq, a predicted model, not a curated record